This is a messenger RNA of Lodderomyces theae, 2244 nucleotides long. Its product is annotated as ferric reductase family protein. Bases 1 to 2244 code for a protein of 747 amino acids. The record is from RefSeq and is a predicted model, not a curated record. The transcript has a single exon. Gene Ontology annotation, biological process: intracellular iron ion homeostasis; iron ion transport; copper ion import. Gene Ontology annotation, cellular component: plasma membrane. Lineage: Eukaryota; Fungi; Ascomycota; Pichiomycetes; Serinales; Debaryomycetaceae. Gene Ontology annotation, molecular function: ferric-chelate reductase activity.
AUGUUAGGUCAACCUCAGCUCCUUGUUUGCUUAUUGUUACUUUGGAUUAACUUUGGGGAAGCCAAAGGAAGAGACAAAUAUGUCAAUGGUAAAUACAAGAGAUUCUACAAGGCUUGUAACAGUCAAAUGCAAGCAGAAGUUUCUUUUUGCAGUCCUUUGAAUAAAACUUGCCCUUGCGCCAAUCCAAAUUCUUUGGCAACAAUCGCUGGAUGUUUGUACAGUGUGGGUCAUACAUCAGAAAAAAGCUGGUCACCAAUGGUAGAAACUUGCACACGUAGCAAUGUCACACUCGACGAAGAUUGGUUUGAAACGGCUCUUGCAAAUUACAAAAGGAAUGCUAAAUCCGCCAGUGAGAUUGAAAACUUCAACAUGUCGGUACCAAUUGAUGUUCCGUUCAUCUUGAACAAAACCAACACAGAAAUCUACCAAGAGUCUUAUAGAAGGUUUUACAAUAAUUUAUACGACGCAAUAGAUUAUGGUGCUGGUUUUUUGGGCUAUUGGUUGUUAGUCUUACUUUUGGGGGCGAUUUUCAACUGGAUGAAGUUUUUAUGCCCACGUCUUACAAAGAAAAUGACCAAUCCGGUUAUCAACUUCUGGAGAGCCAAUGUAGCUAUUCCUGCCACAUUCCGGAAGAAAAAGUCACAAGAGCAGCACUUCUUAAAGAUAUUCAGUUUCUUGAUUCCAUCUCGGCUCGAAUCAUUGGUCAUCUUUUUGUUUUAUUGUGUUGUGAUCUGGCUCAAUGCUAUAAAUAUACAAGCAGUGCAUGGCGAUGUUGUUUUUGAGAGCAAAUACCAAGCUGAAAUCAGAUAUGUUGCAGAUCGAACGGGUAUCACCGCAACUAUGAUGAUGCCAUUGGUCUUCUUGUAUGCUGGCAGAAACAACUUUUUGCAAUGGUUGGUUGGCUGGAACUACAGUACAUUCGUUGCUUAUCACAGACACACAGCCAGAGUCAUGUUUAUGUUGGUGGUGAUACACGCGGUGUGUUUCACCAUUGCAUUUGGAAAUUACUACUCCACCGAGCUUGCUCAAGAUUACCUUCGCUGGGGUAUUGUUGCUUGUGUUUGCGGUGGAGUAAUCAUGAUACAGGGUAUGCUUUAUUUGCGCAGGAAAUGGUAUGAAGUGUUUCUAAUUUUCCACAUAUUGUUGGCAGUCUUUUGGACAGCUGGUGCAUGGUAUCAUGUUAGAGACUUGGGCUACAUUUGGUUGGUGUAUCCAGCAGUCGCAGUGUGGUGUUUUGACAGAGUGGUGAGAAUUGGCCGCUUGAUUGCGUUUGGUUUCCCACAUGCAGAUGUUACAUUGUUGAGUGAUGAAACGUUAAAGGUUGUGAUUCCAAAACCAAGUUAUUGGAAGUCAGUCCCUGGUGGGCAUGCAUUCAUCCACUUUUUGAAGCCUACAUACUUUUGGCAAUCACAUCCAUUCACAUUCACAGACUCAGUCGAGAACAACGAGAGUAUUGUGUUGUACUGUAAGGUCAAAGGAGGAGUUACUCAUAGUUUGUAUCAAUCGUUGGUCAAGGCUCCAGGAAGAACUUGCAAGAUUAGAGUAAGUUGUGAAGGUCCAUAUGGUGAACCCACACCUGCUAGGUAUGCCGAUACUGCAGUAUUCAUGGCAGGCGGUAAUGGUAUUCCAGGUAUCUACUCUGAAGUUGUCGAUGUUGCAAAACGGACAAGAGAUGCCCAAAACAAGGUAAAGUUGAUGUGGGUUGUUAGAGAAUGGAGGUCAUUAUACUGGUUCUAUGAAGAAUUGCUUAACUUGAGAGAAACCAAAAUCGAAACCACCAUAUACAUCACGCAACCCUCAAGCCAUGUUUUCAUCGAUGAGUUCAAUAACAGAUUCCAAGGAUUGGAGAGAUUGGACGAGGAUAACGAAAAUUUAGACCACGAAAAGGAAUACUCGAUUAAUGAAGUGGUGCAAGUGGAAGAAAACUCUAGUGAUGAAAAACAGGAAUCCAUCAAAGAAGUUGCAAAAAUUGAGGAAAGCUUGUAUGGAGAAAAAGGGGGUUCAACCCAUCGUGUUGUUGACAUCAUCAAAAAAGAGCUCUCACAUGUCACUUUCAGAGAAGGAAGACCUUUAAUCAAGGAUAUCAUUCCACAAGAGAUACACGAGUCCAGUGGCUCAGUCGCCUUUGUCUCCUGUGGUCAUUCGGCAAUGGUUGACGAAAUACGCUACUGCUGUGCAAAAAAUGUCUCAAAUCCUGAUAAAAAGAGGGUAGACUUUUACGAACAGGUCCAAGUUUGGGCUUAG